This is a messenger RNA of Carcharodon carcharias (great white shark), 1036 nucleotides long. Its product is annotated as acylphosphatase-2-like. The transcript has 4 exons. Gene Ontology annotation, molecular function: acylphosphatase activity. NCBI's taxonomy places the organism in Eukaryota, Metazoa, Chordata, Chondrichthyes, Lamniformes, Lamnidae. The record is from RefSeq and is a predicted model, not a curated record. The coding region runs from base 116 to 475 and encodes 119 amino acids.
GGAAAAGCUGGGAGGACAUCCGGUUGCAGAGGACUGGAGAGGAUCAGGCAAGGCUGGAGCAGUAGGGCUGUAUUUGUUGGGAAGCCGGCUGUUUCGCAGCGCUCUGUCCUGUUUGAUGUGCAGUGCGGCGAAAGUAGCGAUUUGCUUUAGUUUAUUUGUGAUAAUGUCAAAGGUGGGGUCAGUCGCAGCUCGAUUCAAAUCGAUAGAUUAUGAGAUCAGUGGCCGAGUGCAGGGGGUCUGUUUCAGAAUGUACACAGAGGAUCAGGCUAGAAAACUUGGUGUGGUGGGAUGGGUUCGAAACACGAGAAGAGGAACUGUAGAGGGACAAGUGCAAGGAAAAGAAGAACUUGUAAACUCAAUGAAGAAUUGGUUAAGCAAAGUGGGAAGUCCAAGCUCUCGCAUUGACCAAGCACAUUUUUCAAAUGAGAAAGAGAUCUCCAAACUGGACUUCAGUAAUUUCACCACCAAAUACUAAUAGCAUGAUCUUACAUUGCUCCCCAGUUCACAGCCAAAGCAAUCAGUUGGAAUUGUGUUAGCAUUGUUCAUAUUCAACUGAGUGCCUCUAACUGCAUGACUGCUGCUUAUUGGAAAAGCUUUUCUUUCUUACUAAAACAAGCAAAUAUCUACUGUUCAAAAGAAGUGAUAUGAAAAAAGAUUGCACUAAUAUACAAAGGGAUACUACCUUGUAGAACUGUAAACUGAGGAUGAUUUUUUUUCUCAAAAGAUGCUGUUAAGAGAUCACGUUCAUCAAAUUAAAAAUAAACUCCCGUGGAAGCACACUGCUAUUCUGUCCUCACUUGAAAACGUUUAUUUUAAAAAUAUGAACCAAUUAGUUUUGCAGUCACAAUAUAUAAAUAAGAAAAUAGGAAUAAAAAUAAGUUAACUGUCGACUGUGGUAUUCAAGUCAUUUUUAAUUAUUGUGUAUUAAAUUGCUUUGAGAGCAUUAAAAAAUUCCAUUAUGUCUCCAAAAGCUAGUGUUAUAUAUAUGAUUUAACAUUCUUUGCGUUGGUCAAGUAGUAAAAAUGUUUUAAACUUA